ACAACAAUCUCUUCUUCAUAUACACCCUUCAUUGUUUUAGAGAUAGAGAUCGAGAUCGAGCUAAGAGUUAAGUAUGGCUUCGAAAACUUUACUUGUGCUAUGCAUUGUGGCUGUUGUUUUCGCGAUUGCUUAUGCUGGGGAAGCAGCCCGAGAGAUGGCUGUGGACUCUAACAAAGCUGCUCACAACAAGGCCAACGGCAUAGAAGAUGCCAAAUACGGUUACCCUGGCCGAGGUGGAUACCCUGGCCAGGGCGGUGGAGGAUACCCUGGCCACGGCGGUGGAGGAUACCCUGGCCAUGGUGGUGGAGGAGGAUAUCCUGGUCGCCGUGACAGCUGCCGAUAUGGUUGCUGCGGUCGUCGUGCCUACAACGGUGUCUGCCAAAGGUGCUGCCCUCAUCCUGUCUAAGCUAGGAUGCUGUUGAUCCUCAAGAUGAAGCCAAGCCACAGGACUAAAAACUUUAACUAGCUUUCAAGUGUACGUUCGUUACAAAUAAAAAGCUUGAUAUGUAAUGUAGUAAUGUUAUUACGUUGCCUAGCCAACUAUCGUGUUAAAUGUUCAUGUAAUCGGGCCGUUUUUAAUUUUUAUGUAAUUGUUUUUAAAAUUUUGCGAU
Chenopodium quinoa (quinoa) is the source of this 611-nucleotide messenger RNA. RefSeq names its product abscisic acid and environmental stress-inducible protein-like. The transcript has 2 exons. The coding region runs from base 74 to 406 and encodes 110 amino acids. NCBI's taxonomy places the organism in Eukaryota, Viridiplantae, Streptophyta, Magnoliopsida, Caryophyllales, Amaranthaceae. The record is from RefSeq and is a predicted model, not a curated record.